CGUCACACGGUCAGUAAACAGCAUGGCGGCGUCCGUGCAGCGUUUCAGCGCAGCUGGGAGAAGCCUUGUUAAGAAUUUAUUGAAUACAAGAGCUGUUAACAGGAUCACAGCUGGGUCCAAUCGGCACAGAUCCACUCAAGCUGUCAGUCACGUGGUUCUGAACGUACCUGAGACGAAUGUCACGACCCUCGAGAACGGGCUCAGGGUUGCGUCUGAAGAUUCGGGACUGUCCACGUGCACGGUUGGUCUAUGGAUUGAUGCUGGUAGCCGGUAUGAAAAUGAACGAAACAAUGGCACAGCCCACUUCCUGGAACACAUGGCAUUCAAAGGCACCAGGAAGAGGUCACAGCUUGACCUGGAGUUAGAGAUCGAGAACAUGGGAGCUCAUCUCAACGCUUACACUUCUAGAGAGCAGACCGUGUACUACGCUAAAGCUUUCUCCAAAGAUCUGCCCAGAGCGGUGGAGAUACUGGCCGACAUCAUUCAGAACAGCAUGCUGGGAGAGGCAGAGAUCGAGCGGGAGCGUGGAGUGAUCCUCAGAGAGAUGCAGGAGGUGGAGACCAACCUGCAGGAAGUUGUCUUUGAUUAUCUGCAUGCUACAGCCUAUCAUGAGACACCACUGGGUAGAACCAUCCUGGGUCCUACAGAAAACAUCAAAUCGAUAAAUCGAGCAGAUCUGGUGGAAUACAUCACAACACACUACAAGGGUCCAAGAAUUAUAUUAGCAGCAGCUGGAGGUGUGUCACAUAAUGAACUUAUUGAUUUGGCCAAAUAUCAUUUUGGGAAGCUGCCAGCCAGAUACAGUGCAGAUGCAUUACAACCCUGUCAUUUCACUGGAAGUGAGAUUCGUGUAAGAGAUGAUAAAAUGCCUUUGGCUCAUAUCGCCAUCGCCGUGGAGGCCGUCGGGUGGUCACAUCCAGACACCAUUCCACUGAUGGUGGCAAACACGCUCAUAGGGAACUGGGACCGUUCACUUGGCGGUGGGAUGAAUUUGUCCAGUAAGUUGGCGCAGAUGGCAUGUCAGGGGAACCUGUGCCACAGCUUCCAGUCCUUUAACACCUGCUACACCGAUACAGGCCUGUGGGGUCUUUACAUGGUGUGUGAGCCGGGAACCGUCAGCGAGAUGAUUCGCUUCACUCAGCUGGAAUGGAUGUCUCUGUGUACGAAUGUGACGGACAGUGAGGUGAACAGAGCUAAAAACCUGCUCAAGACAAACAUGCUGCUGCAUCUGGACGGGUCAACACCUAUCUGCGAGGACAUCGGCAGGCAGAUGUUGUGCUACAGUCGCAGGAUUCCUCUACACGAGCUGGAGGCCAGAAUAGACGCUAUAGAUGCCACGACGAUCAGAAGCGUGUGUACAAAAUACAUCUAUAAUAAAGUUCCUGCUAUUGCAGCUGUUGGUCCGAUUGAACAACUGCCAGACUAUAACAGGAUCCAGAGCAGCAUGUAUUGGUUAAGAUCAUAGAGAUUCUGCUAACUCAACUCAACCCGUACGCGUCUGUCCAUUCACAAAGUUACAAACCACCAGUAUUUAAUAUCAUGUGAUUUUACCUGUUUAUUUUAUUAUAAAAUAAAGAACAACACAAUAAAGUUA
Molecule: messenger RNA, 1594 nt
Organism: Triplophysa rosa
Lineage: Eukaryota; Metazoa; Chordata; Actinopteri; Cypriniformes; Nemacheilidae
Gene: pmpcb
Product: peptidase, mitochondrial processing subunit beta
Exons: 13
Coding region: 23-1465 (480 amino acids)
Cellular component (GO): mitochondrion
Molecular function (GO): metal ion binding; metalloendopeptidase activity
Source: RefSeq, a predicted model, not a curated record